CUAGUGUUCAAGCCUUCCAUUCCUGAAAGCUUAUCACCACCUCCCUCGUCAGAGUCCCGAUAAUCCCGAUAGCCUCAAGGCAUUCCGUGAAGAAACCUAAAGCCAGCCGCGAUGACGCAAAAGAUCGUGAUCAAGGUGGAGAUGUCCAGCGAGAGGUGCCGGUCAAAGGCGAUGGCGCUGGUGGCGGCCACAUCGGGGGUGGACUCGGUGGCGCUCGCCGGAGAUCCCAAGGACCAGGUGGUGGUGGUCGGCGACGGCGUCGACCCCGUCAAGCUCACCACCGCGCUGCGGAAGAAGGUCGGCCACGCGCAGCUCCUGCAGGUCAGCGACGCCAAGAAGGAGGAGGAGAAGAAGAAGCCGGCGGAAGCCGCCACUGCCGCCACCGCUGUGGAGUACCCGUGGCACUACUACCAGUACUACCCUUCGCAUUCGGUGCCGGUCUACGAGCACCCCGCCGGCGCCUAUGGUUACCAGCAGUACCACUCCCGGCCAAACACAUGCUCCAUAAUGUAGAUUGAGCUGACGGAUUUUUGUAAACGGCAGGGUACACGAAA
This is a messenger RNA of Lolium rigidum, 554 nucleotides long. Its product is annotated as heavy metal-associated isoprenylated plant protein 47-like. Gene Ontology annotation, molecular function: metal ion binding. The transcript has a single exon. The coding region runs from base 112 to 513 and encodes 133 amino acids. NCBI's taxonomy places the organism in Eukaryota, Viridiplantae, Streptophyta, Magnoliopsida, Poales, Poaceae. The record is from RefSeq and is a predicted model, not a curated record.